UGGAGGGAAGCUGCAGUCAGGGAGUUCUGUCAGUAAAUCCACCAAAACAAUCCAUCGGAGCCGGAGGAUGUCCUGGCAAUGAUAAACUCCCAGUCCUGGUUUGUUUAAGGAAAAAUGGAGAGAGCUGAUUGGGUCUGGAGAGUUCAAGCUGACGGAAGUUCACAGCAAACUGAUACUGAUGAGAGAAACACAAAUCUCCAGCCUUUUGUCAUUGUGAAAGAAGCCGAUGGGAGUCUGCAGAGCGAGCCACUGGUGACUUUGGGAGCACCGUCGCUGAUGAAUGACUACUACUCCAGUCUGCUCGACUGCAGCUGCAGGGGAACGGUUGCGUUGGCUCUGGGGUCUCGGGUUUACAUUUGGAACUCAGAAACUCGAUCUCUAGUGGGACGUUUGGAUCCAGAUCCGGGUGGAUCACGACGCAGGACUCUGUCCAUCUCGUGUCUGAGCUGGAGCAGAGACGGACGGGUCCUCUGCAUCGGGGACAGACGAGGACAGAUGCAGCUGUGGGACGUUGACUACAACCAGAACACGAGGCAGUUUCAGUCACAUCUGUCUGUGGUGACGGCAGUUUCCUGGAAACAGCAGUUACUCAGCAGCGGCUCCGCUCUCGGACACAUCCACCACCUGGACCCCCGCGCUGCUCCGGCCGUCGUGGGCUCCGCUCUGCAGAACGGCAGCGUCUGCGGCCUGCAGUGGUCACCAGGAAACCAAUGGCUGGCCAGCGGCUCCACAGAGGGACUUCUUCACGUCUGGGACAAGGACGUCGCAGGGGUGAAAAGGUCACGCCAGCCUGUCAGAACCAUGAAACAGCCCAGCGCUGUUAAGGCUUUGGGGUGGUGUCCAUGGCAGAGCCGAGUGAUCGCUACAGGAGGAGGAUGGAAAGAUGGCACAGUUAGAAUCUGGGACACACAGUCAGAGUCCUGCCUGACGUGCAUCAACACAAACUCACAGAUCUGCUCUCUUCAGUGGGCUGAMAGGAAGAAAUCUCUUGUCACCGGUCACGGUCUUCCUCAUCACCAAAUCACCAUGUGGAACUGGGAGUCCCCUGCUCUCAGCCAGAUCUGUCAGCUCACAGGUCAUUCUCAGCGAGUUCUGCAUUUGGCCAUAAACUCYGACAACACUCACAUCUUCACAGCUGGAGCGGACCAGCGCUUCUGUGUGUGGGGUCUGUAGUUUAAUCUGAGAUUAAAAACUAGUACAAACUAAAUCUGUCCCAAAUAGUUAGACGUGUGUGAAACGUGGUUUUACACUCGGCUGGCAUUCACGCUUCAUUUCAUGUACUCCGUCWUGAAGCUAACCACAGCCUGCUCAUCUUCUGCUUCAUGCAAGUUUAUUAAAAAAAAACAUACUUGAUUUAUUCUGAUAUGUAAAAUUAACAAUAAUUGGUGCUGACUCAAAGCUAAUGUGAAUUUUUU
Austrofundulus limnaeus is the source of this 1415-nucleotide messenger RNA. Its product is annotated as cell division cycle protein 20 homolog B. The transcript has 9 exons. Gene Ontology annotation, cellular component: anaphase-promoting complex. The record is from RefSeq and is a predicted model, not a curated record. Gene Ontology annotation, molecular function: anaphase-promoting complex binding; protein binding; ubiquitin ligase activator activity. Gene Ontology annotation, biological process: positive regulation of anaphase-promoting complex-dependent catabolic process; positive regulation of ubiquitin protein ligase activity; anaphase-promoting complex-dependent catabolic process. Lineage: Eukaryota; Metazoa; Chordata; Actinopteri; Cyprinodontiformes; Rivulidae. The coding region runs from base 115 to 1173 and encodes 352 amino acids.